Bactrocera tryoni is the source of this 1805-nucleotide messenger RNA. RefSeq names its product integumentary mucin C.1-like. The transcript has 2 exons. The record is from RefSeq and is a predicted model, not a curated record. The coding region runs from base 1254 to 1715 and encodes 153 amino acids. Lineage: Eukaryota; Metazoa; Arthropoda; Insecta; Diptera; Tephritidae.
GCUUCGAUACCGUUUCGAAUUUCGUUUUGUUUUUACUGUUAACUUCCAGUUGCAUUCUCAUUGUUCUUGCAGUGUUGUGGAGCUUUAUUCAAGUAACUCUCGCGCAUGACUCGUUUAAGCCUGAAGUUGUAUUGAUGAGUUCACCAACCCUGGCAUUGUAAAAACAGCUCGGUUUAAGCUGCAAAAAUGAUGAUGUUGUGAAAAAGAAAUAAGAGAAGCAAACGGACAGCAAAUUCUGUGUAUCUUGUGUGGGUGUUAAUGUAAUUAAAUACAACUCUCGUCUAGUUAGAAGCGUUUAGGGGGCGCUUGAAGAGAUAUCGGAUGCGGAAAAUACUAAGCAAUAAAUGAAGCGUCGUAAACAAAUAAAGUGCACACAAACAGGAAAACAAAAGUCAGCAACAACAAACAACGUAUGGAAAAUUGCCAAAAAAUCAUAAAAAUCCUCGCCGAAGAUCGACAGCAACCUGCGAAUUUGUUGGGUAAACUUUUUUAGUAUUCCGGAAAGUAUUGCCGGCAAAACGAAAGGACGUGUGAGUAGCACGAAGCAGACGAAGCGCGCGGAAGACGAGCAAGCGACUUUGCAUAAAUCGCAACUGAAUCCUUUCAACAACCGACAAGCACUCACACGCAAACGCAUAACUUUAGUUGAGCAAAGAACGCUUUAAGGGCAACAACAGCAAGAACAACAAACAGCAAGCAAAUGCAAAUUGAAACGCCGUAAACAGCAACAAUCAAAACGAAAAGCAAUAAUAAUCUUAAAAAAACAUAAAUAUUUGAGGUAACUACAAGCAACACCAACAAUAACAACAUUAACAAAUAGCACACACACAUACACAUAACCACAAGUUAGUACAACAACAAAAGUGAAGUUUCACAACACCAAGUAACCAAAUCAAUCAGCAAAGCCAACAAGCAUGCCAGAGAGAGCAGCGAAGAUAUUUUGAUUUCGCACUCAAAUCUCGCAAAUCGCACAAAUCAGAAAUCAGAUUUCUUAUUUAAACUUCAGCUACAGCAGAAAACACAACAACAAACAAGCUGGUCGAGUCGAAGGCGAACUUUGCUGGGUGCUUGUUUGAUUUCUAUUAUUAUUAAAUUAUUUAUUUAUAUGUGUCAAGGCAGCAAAAUCAAAAGCAACCAUAAAAACAAAAGCAAAAAACAACAAAAACAUAGAGAACGUAUUCAAAGCCGUCAAGGGGUGCUCAGCAAUUGGUUACAUCGUAUUCGCCGCUUUAGCCGCCCGGCCAACCAUACAUAUGCCGAGUAUAAUGUGGAGUACAAUAUCGCCGACAAAUUCUAAGAAAUUACUUAUUGGCAGCACCCGAAGCGUCGACUAUGUCGGAAACAAUAACAAUCAGCAGCAGCAGCAAAUACAGCAACAUCAUCACCAAUAUCAUCGGCAGCAACGGCAGCAACCGCAAAUACAUAACGCAACGAAGGCAGCAGCAACAGCAACAACAACAAAUCAAACUGACAUUGCAACGGCCACUGUCAGAGCAGCAGCAGCAACAACAAGAGGAAGAGAAACCACAGCAGCAACAGCAACGCCCACAAUCACAGCCACAGCCACAGCAACAGCAACAAGCACAGCAGCGAACACACCGAAUCGUGCAGCAACAGCAGCAACAACACCAACAACAGCCAGCAAUAAAACCCAAUCGACGAAAAUCUCAAUCGCAAUGGAAAUUCACAUACAAAAUAAGUGCAUCUCAGCAUAGCGCAUCACUCUGGAGGGUGGCGCGGAGCCCCCAUGGCUGCAGGGCCCCCUUAAAGCGGCAUUUUUGGGGGCCUCUGGCGUCGGCAAAACC